UGAUCAAAUGUAAUAAACAGGAGUUUAUGUUACAGCACCAAGCUAUCAAUAGUGACAGUUAUCAAGGAUAAGAUAAUUGAAAGAGAAGUCGUCCGUUUUUUCGGUCAGCUUUGUAAAUAGUGGUAAUUAUCUCUUGCGAUUGAGUCGUGGCUAGACUAACAAAGAGAAAUCUCACUAUUUGCUGGAGGCCUGAUCUGAAGCCUUUUAUAUUAUUACGCAAUUAGUGAACAAUUAUUAAAAUAAUGGAGAAACCAAUUUCAUCAGACAUAGUCAUCAUUGCAGGGAAUUCUCACCCAGAGCUUGCCAAUCUGAUUGCAAAUCGUUUAGGUGUGAAACCUGGUGGAUGUGCUGUGUAUCACAAAUCGAAUCGUGAGACAAUGGUGGAGAUAGGAGAUUCCGUACGAGGCAAAGAUUUGUUUUUGAUUCAAACUGGAACAAAGGAUGUAAACAAUAACAUAAUGGAGCUUCUUAUCAUGGCCUAUGCCUGUAAAACAUCAUCAGCCAAAAAUAUUGUUGGAGUAAUUCCAUAUCUACCUUAUUCCAAGCAGUGCAAAAUGCGUAAGCGUGGCUGCAUAGUAUCCAAGCUUUUAGCAAAAAUGCUGUGCACAAGCGGCCUAACUCACAUUAUCACUAUGGACCUCCAUCAAAAGGAAAUUCAAGGAUUUUUUGAUGUUCCUGUCGAUAAUCUGAGAGCUAGCCCAUUCCUGUUGCAGUAUAUUCAAGAAUCCAUUCCUGAUUAUCAUAAUUCUGUGAUCGUUGCAAGAAAUCCAGGUAGUGCAAAGAAAGCGACUAGUUAUGCAGAGAGAUUGCGUCUGGGAAUCGCAGUAAUUCACGGAGAACAAAGAGAAGCUGAAUCCGACAUGAAUGAUGGUCGUUAUUCGCCACCAGCACUAGCGUUAGCCGCUCGCACCAUGGAUGUUGGCGUAGGAGUACCUUUACAUCCAGCGAAAGAAAAGCCGCCUAUAAGUGUUGUCGGAGAUGUCGGAGGACGUAUUGCUAUUAUGGUGGAUGACAUGAUAGAUGAUGUACAAUCGUAUGUAGCAGCUGCCGAAGUGCUUAAGGAGAGAGGAGCUUAUAAAAUAUAUGUCUUAGCUACACAUGGUUUGCUCAGCUCAGACGCACCUAGGCUUAUUGAAGAGUCUCCGAUCGAUGAGGUAGUUGUAACUAAUACGGUUCCUCACGACGUGCAGAAGAUGCAAUGCCCAAAAAUCAAGACUGUUGACAUUAGUGUUCUCUUAGCAGAGGCGAUCCGACGUAUACAUAACAAAGAAUCGAUGUCCUAUCUAUUUAAAAAUGUAACUUUAGAGGAUUAGAAAUUAAAAGCAAUCGCGCAUCAAAAGUUACAUUUUAAUUAUGAAUAAAUGACAGUUGAAAGUCACAUAAAUGUCGAUGCCGGGGACCAUGUCCAGAAUACAUAUCCAUCUUUUAAUUUUCUACACUAUUUUUAUAUUUUCCCAACUUGAAAUGACAGUGAACGUAUAAACUAGUCCUUUGUGUUUAUUAGUGAUAAUUGGCUGAAUAUUUUAGCUAUAUUUUUUUGUAGUUAUUUUUUCUCUUCAUAAUCUAUAAUCUAUAACAUAAAUUAUAUUAAAAAGACCCAACUAUGAGUAUAGUCGCAGAGAUAUAGUCGUUGCAGUAUUAGGUACUGUAACACAUUUUAGGAUCCUGUAAAAUUGCAUAUAUAAAUGUGUAUGCUAUGCUUACCAGUGAUCUAGUGUUAGUUUUAAUACUGUAUGAUUAUACAUAAAGUCACUGUAUUUUAGAUCAAGACAUAAUAAAUAUAUUUCAAGAUAUAAAAA
Messenger RNA from Cataglyphis hispanica, 1799 nucleotides. RefSeq names its product phosphoribosyl pyrophosphate synthase-associated protein 2. The record is from RefSeq and is a predicted model, not a curated record. Gene Ontology annotation, molecular function: ribose phosphate diphosphokinase activity; magnesium ion binding. The transcript has 6 exons. Bases 243 to 1313 code for a protein of 356 amino acids. Gene Ontology annotation, cellular component: cytoplasm; ribose phosphate diphosphokinase complex. Gene Ontology annotation, biological process: 5-phosphoribose 1-diphosphate biosynthetic process; purine nucleotide biosynthetic process. Lineage: Eukaryota; Metazoa; Arthropoda; Insecta; Hymenoptera; Formicidae.